Cryptomeria japonica (Japanese cedar) is the source of this 2154-nucleotide messenger RNA. RefSeq names its product auxin-responsive protein IAA30. Gene Ontology annotation, biological process: regulation of DNA-templated transcription. Gene Ontology annotation, molecular function: protein binding. The transcript has 5 exons. Lineage: Eukaryota; Viridiplantae; Streptophyta; Pinopsida; Cupressales; Cupressaceae. Bases 1085 to 1729 code for a protein of 214 amino acids. The record is from RefSeq and is a predicted model, not a curated record. Gene Ontology annotation, cellular component: nucleus.
UAAUGCAGCAGAUAUGGAUCCAUGGAAAUCUUUUGGGUAGUGUGUGAGUCGUAUAUUUUAUUCACAGACCUAGAUUCCGUUAAACUUUAGGGCUUAUUAUAUUUACGUCAUCAAACAUGUUGAGUAAUUGAAUCAGGAUUGGAACCAGAAAAUUGUUAUUAUAAGUAAAAGAAUGCAUUCUUUUUACAGGGGCAGAUAGCUCGAAAUAUUUUCCGUAACUUGUCUGCUGUUAUAAUUGAUUGAGUAAGGAAAUUUAAAAACGAGUGGUGGGAAUCAAGGCGAAUCGAUUCAGGCUGUUUGGGAUGAAGAUGGCAUAUUGCAGGGGCACAUGCAAUGUUUGUCCCGGUGGGCACAUGGGACUUGUCAGAGAAGGAACAUCUCCAUAUGCUCCUGGUCACAUGGGUCCCACUGCCUCCCGGAUUCCCCGGCCGACUUUACUCCUUGUCGCCGGGUCGCCAAGACCCCUUCCCCUCAGCUCAUGGUCACAUCGCCCUUCAUUGACCUGUCGGAGCCGCCGCGGUCAUGUGACCGUGACCCCAUGGAAACAGGGUCAACGGGAGCGCUAUGAUGAGCGACUCCACCAGGCAUGUGAGGUGUAUUAAUAUGUGCUACACACCACAGGGAACCAUUCAUUAAAACAACACAGCUAAGCAAUCCAUGUUUUGUCCAAGCAUUCUCAAUCAGCCCAUCACAAAAACACAUCAAUCCUGGUGCUUUUCAAGCAAUCUCAAUCUGCCCAACACAUCAUUCCUAGUGGUUUUCAAGCAAUCUCAAUCUGCCCAUUACAAGAACACAUCAAUCCUUCUCAAUCUGCCCGUUUACAAGAACACAUCAAUCCUGGUGCUUUUCAAGCAAUCUCAAUCUGCCCAUUACAAGAACACAUCAAUCCUAGUGUUGUUCAAGCAAUCUCAAUCUGCCCAUUUACAAGAACACAGCAACAGCAAUCUUACUGUUCAAGCAAUCUCAAUCUACCCAUUAAAAGAACAGAGCAAUCCUACUGUUGUUGUUCAAGCAUUCUCAAUCUACCCAUAACAAGAACACAACACAGCAAUCCAAGUGUUGUCAAGCAAUCUCAAUCUCAAGAAUGGCAGCAUCUAUCCAGCAUUCACGAUGCACCUAUGAAGAAGAGAAUUUGGAGUUGAUGGAAACAGAGCUUCGGCUGGGACUUCCUGGAAUUGCAGGGGGACAAAAGAGACGGUCAUCACAUGAUGAGGUCGUUGAGGCCUCGCCCUCGGCCUCCCUUCAGACAACUGUGCUGGCUGAUCCAGCCACUGCGCCUCCUCCAAAGGCACAGAUUGUGGGGUGGCCACCUGUGAGAUCGUUCAGGAAAAUUAGUCUGGCUCCAGUUGCUUCAAAGCUUGCAGGGGAGAAGGCCACAUCAAGUCCUUUCUACGUGAAAGUGAGCAUGGAUGGAGCUCCAUAUCUCAGAAAGGUUGACCUAAAAAUGUACAGCAGCUAUCAUGAGCUGUCCUGUGCACUGGAAAAAAUGUUCAGCUGCUUCACCAUGGGGCAAUGCGGAUCACAUUACCAACAGCAUGGGCUGAGUGAGAGCAAGUUGACAGAUCUGUUGAAUGGAUCAGAGUAUGUACCCACCUAUGAAGAUAAGGAUGGAGAUUUGAUGUUGGUGGGCGAUGUGCCAUGGGAGAUGUUCGUGGAUUCCUGCAAAAGAAUGCGAAUAAUGAAGGCAUCAGAAGCUAUUGGCCUUGGCAAGGGGCAUGGCAAUUGUUGAAGACUGGAGUGGGCAUGAGCGAUCAAGUGCAAAAGCACUUUCACAAUGGAUUGCGAAGCAUUUUUUUAAGCUCUCUGUUUUGCCUGGAUCAUUCCACGAGGAGGACAACGAAGAUCUUUGUGAUAAGAAGCAUAAGCAGAACGUACUUCCUGUUUGCAGUUUUCAUCUGGGGGCUUCUGGAAAUAGCAUUUAAUAACAUGGUUAAAUAUGUAAGGCAUUUCGGGUAGACCAUGUUUAUGGAGUGGUGGCUGAAAGUUGCGCACCCGUUCACCCUGACUUACUGUUUCCUAUGAUUUUUUUGGCCGCCUGUUCAUUUGUUAUGGUUUGUGAUGGAAUUUGGAGGGUUCAUCCACCAUAGCUUAAGAUGGCUAUUUUCAUUCCAAAAUGUAAAACUUGAUGUAUAUAUUAAUCGUGAUGUUAAUUUU